Messenger RNA from Vespula pensylvanica (western yellowjacket), 3467 nucleotides. RefSeq names its product voltage-dependent L-type calcium channel subunit beta-2 (gene Ca-beta). Gene Ontology annotation, biological process: regulation of voltage-gated calcium channel activity; chemical synaptic transmission; calcium ion transmembrane transport. Gene Ontology annotation, cellular component: voltage-gated calcium channel complex. The coding region runs from base 1306 to 2802 and encodes 498 amino acids. The record is from RefSeq and is a predicted model, not a curated record. The transcript is spliced from 11 exons. NCBI's taxonomy places the organism in Eukaryota, Metazoa, Arthropoda, Insecta, Hymenoptera, Vespidae. Gene Ontology annotation, molecular function: high voltage-gated calcium channel activity; protein binding.
AGAAAGAAUGAACGAAGAGUAAAGGAAUGAAAAAAGAGAAAAAGAAAAGAAGAUAAGAAAGAAAAGAAGAAAGUGUACAGAAGAGACAGAGAAGCACGUUGAUGGUACGAGUGCAGUGGCCUGGAGUGUCUUGGGGGGUUGGUUUAGAGGGGAAGAGAAGGAAGGGGUUGUGGAUCGAUAUAGUUACGGGGGUGUCGUCCGGCUUCCUCUAUAUCGUACGCCGCCUUGCGGUAGAAUCGUGAACCUCAAACGACACCCAGCCAGUGUAUAUGAUGUAUCAAGCGACCCUCGUCAGGAAGAACGAGAUCCACGUUGCCUGGUGGUGGUGUUGGUGGUGGAGCUGGUGCUGGUGCUGGUACUGGUGCUGGUGUUGGUGUUGGUGCUGGUGCUGGUGCUGGUGCUAUUGCUGGUGCUGGAGUUUGUGUUGGUGUUGGUGGUGGUUGUGUUGGUGGUGGUAGCAACGAGCCGGCACUGAUCUCAGAGCUCGUGUCUUGUCUCAGUCAGUCAGUACGCGGAGAAACAGCCAUCUGAUCGGUUGACCAAUUUGAUCGUUGAUUCUUUGCUAACGUCUCGUUACGCAUUAUACCAACCGAACACUGAAUUUGUUUAGUUUGAACCUUCGGUGCUAAUUCGUUCUAACAUUCGACAUUCGUUUCGUCAAUCUUUUCCUCGUUUUUCUUUUUCUUUUUCUUUUUCUUCUCCUUUUCCCAUGCCUCUCUUCUUUCCUCUCUCGAUAAGAAGUUUAGUCUUUGAAUAAGAUUGUUGAUAAGAAUAAUUAUUAAAUAAAAUUUCACGCAGCAGCAUAUACAAAAAUAAUGGCAACGAAAAGGUGGACUAUGAAAAUAAAAAACAAUUUUUAAUUUAACAAUACAAGUGUCGUUUUGGAUGGCUUGCAAAAGAAAACGGAAAAAGUCGAAGGAGCAAAGUGUUUAAAGGAACGGAAAAGGGAAAACAAAUAAAUAUUUAUCGUCGGCGAAUAAUCACGUCGGAAUGACGUAGCACCGAUAAAAAGAGUUCGUAAAAGAAUCGAAAUCGGAGAAGAAUUCGUUAUUGUAAAUUGCAACGAACAAGAAAUAAAAAAAGAAAACGCAAUGCGGUAGCAUGCGUAGAAUUUGAAAUUUUUUGUCGUCGCGUUUUAGUUUCGGUUUUCUUUUUUUUUCUUUUCAUUUUUUCUUUCUUCUUUUCUUUCUUCCUUUCGUUCUUUCUUUCGUCCAUUCUUUCUUUCUUUUUACAUUUUCUUUCUUCUUCAAACGAACGAGUGACGACGAGAGGAAAAUUAUCGAAGCCUCGUCGAUUACGUUGGCGAUGAUCGGAUACAAUCAGCACAAUUCAGGCUACAACAAGCUGUUCACUCAGGGCUCGGCGGACUCGAACUACUCACAGCCGAGCUCGGAUCUCUCGCUGGACGAGGAGAAGGAGAACUUACGACGUGAGAAAGAGAGGCAGGCCCUUAAUCAACUAGAAAAAGCCAGGACGAAACCGGUAGCGUUCGCAGUGCGGACAAACGUGAGCUAUGACGGAUCCGCCGACGAUGAUUCGCCUGUCCAUGGCUCGGCUGUUAGCUUCGAGGUCCGAGAAUUUUUGCACAUCAAGGAAAAAUAUGACAACAACUGGUGGAUCGGGAGGCUCGUGAAAGAAAAUUGUGACGUCGGUUUUAUACCAUCCCCAGUGAAAUUAGAGGCACUGAGAUUGCAGGCUAGCGCAGCACGUGGUACAAAAGGUCUCUAUUCAGCACGAGGAGGGUCUUCAGGGAACCUUGGCGAGAGUGGUAUGCCUUCACGUGGUUCCACGCCACCUACACCAGGUGACGAUAACGACAGCGUUGGAAACGUAAGACCAGGAAAAGCAACCUUGACAACACCUCCAGCCAAAGAAAAACGAAAGAAUUUCUUCAAGAAGCCGGAGACAACGACACCUUACGACGUUGUACCUUCUAUGAGGCCUGUUGUCCUCGUUGGACCAUCUCUGAAGGGCUACCAGGUGACGGACAUGAUGCAGAAGGCACUUUUCGACUUCUUGAAGCAUCGAUUCGAAGGAAGGAUUAUUAUAACAAGGGUGAUGGCCGAUAUCUCAUUAGCAAAAAGAUCAUUACUUAAUAAUCCCACCAAAAGAGCGAUCAUGGAGAGAUCGACGAGUAGAAGUAGUUGUUUGGCAGAGGUUCAAACAGAGAUCGAGAGGAUCUUUGAGCUGGCGAGGACACUUCAGUUGGUAGUUUUGGAUUGUGACACGAUCAAUCAUCCAUCGCAAUUGGCGAAAACCAGUUUGGCACCUACAAUCGUAUAUUUGAAGAUCUCGUCGCCCAAGGUUUUGCAAAGGUUGAUCAAAACCCGUGGAAAAUCUCAGAUCAGGCAUUUAAACGUCCAAAUGGUGGCGGCAGAAAAAUUGGCGCAAUGUCCGCCGGAAAUGUUCGACGUAAUCCUCGAUGAAAAUCAAUUGGAGGAUGCUUGUGAGCAUGUAGCCGAAUAUCUCGAAGCUUAUUGGAGAGCUACCCAUCCUCCGGUAAUUGCAGCGGUACCACGUGCAAUGCCGGCACCUGAUGCACCAGUCGACGCGUUAACUCCUCGCGUAACACCAGGUGCCCAUCACGAGAGUUACUACGGCCACGAGCCAAGAGGUUCGUAUAGUGGCAGCGGACACAUGAGUGGCGGCACGAGAAGAUCACGUUUGGAAAGGAUGGAUCGUGAUCGUCUGGAUCGUGGAGAACAUGAUUAUGGUACCGAAGAGGAAUCAUACGUGGCUGAUUAUGGGAGUGCGUCGAGACGUCGCCAACAGCAAGAUUCGCGCGCUCUUAACGCCAUUUAGGAGCUGGGGCCCCGGGGCCUGUCGCUACAGCGCUGUCCCUACCUGCGCACCACCGCCCUUUAGUGUGUGGGGUCGCAAACAACCCCUUGCGCUAAAAAAAAAUAAAAGAAGAAAAAAAUAUACAACAACAACUCUUUACAAGCUAACCGAACGUCCGAAGCACGCGGGGAGCGAGCCGAGUCUCUCUCUCUCUCUCUCUCUCUCUCUCUCUCUCUCUCUCUCUCUCUCUAUCUGUAUCUAUCUAUCUAUUUCUCUCUCUCUUUCUCUCUCUAUCUAUCUAUUUAUCUAUCCAUCUAUCUAUCUCUGUCACUGGGGGCUGUCAACGAUUUUCCUCUUUCAUCCAACAAAAUCAGGAAACUACUGUACGCAUAAAGGCAGACAAAUUUAACACGUACAUACAUACAUACAUACAUAGAUACAUACAUACAUAUGUGCAUACGUACAUACAUAUAUACACGAACUAAAAUAUGCAAGUAUAUAUAUAUAUGUUUGUACAUGUGAUUGAUCAAUAAUUUAAUUACGAUAAAAUGAAAUUUAUUGGAUCAAUUCAAUAUCUGAAAAUUCUCUUUAAAAAUGUUAUGAUAAUUGAAUUGGUUCAUAAAUUUAUAUAUGUAUGUAACAUUUUAUUGUAAUUAUAUAGAUAUGCAUAUAUAUAUAUAUAUAUA